UGAUGUCUUAGACUGUUUCUGGGAAAAAAAAAAUACAUUUGCUUGGUUCUGGUAAAAAUCUGUAAAAUUUGUGAUCAGCAAUUGCAGAUAUCCACGAUUGUAUUGAUAGGUUUCUCAAUCGUUGAAAAACCCACAGUAUAUCAGGGCAUAUGCCUCGCCAUAUGCAAAUAUGAUCUUGUUUAUGCCAAGGAAAGCGCUUUUAAUAUCAACAUGGUAAUUUCGAGAAACAUAAUUUUCGCAUUACGCAUGUUUUUCAAGAUAAAAUGUACGAUUUUUUUUCUGCCCGCAAGCUAAUUUCAUUGUGGUUUUUCUGUUUCUCAGCGGCGCUUUGGUUCCAAAUGGAACGAAAAUGAAAGCAAGUUUGUUAUCUUGUCAACUUGAGACUACAAUAUGUAAAUUAUAAAUGUAACUACAGGUUAUUAAAUUUUGAGCUCUCUUAUUGGUUCAAAGCGUACUGGUUAUUGGAACAUAUGCUUCGACGUCGCCUUAUAUGGAAAAAGCCACUUGUUUACGAGUUUCUUUGAUAUUCACGCAAGCAGACUACCUUGGGAAACAUGGCGGCUGUUGGCCAAAAUAGAUUUGGUGACUUGUCGCCCGAUGAAAUACAAAAACUGUUAGACAACGCUACAGCCAAGUCAACGAUGAAAGCCACAAAAUUUGGCAUGAAAAUAUUCAACGACUGGCUUGCCAGCCCCGGAGGAGUUAAAUUUUUAAAACCAAUUGAGGAAAUGUCGAAAGAGGAGCUUAAUGCCUGCCUGAAGUGUUUCUACACUUCAGCGAGAAAGCAGGAUGGAUCUUACUACAAAGCAUCUUCGCUGAAAUCAAUCAGAGCUGCUAUCGACCGAUAUCUUCGAGCGGCUCCACACAACAAACCGUUUUCUGUCAUCAGUGAUGCUGCGUUUACUGAAGCUAACAAAGUGCUGGGAGCUUUCGUGAAAGACCUUAAGAUGUCUGGCAAAAUAGAAGAUAUUGUUCACAAGAAAGCCAUCACGAAAGACCAAGUGCGAAAGCUCUAUGACAGUGGUGAACUUGGACCAGCUGACAGUCAGGACCCAGCGCAACUCCAGCGCACCGCAUGGUUUUAUGUGGCGUUGUUUUUCGGACGACGUGGACGAGAAAACCAACGCUUAAUCAAGCGCGAUAUGCUCGUACUUGGACGAACACCUGAAGGAUUGGAAUACUAUGAGCUUAACAGGCAGAUGCCGAGUUCACUGCCUUCAGCUAUUUCCGCAGAUGACGAAGAGGAAUCUGAAGCGAAGGUAUUUGCCGUACCGGGAUCUGCCAGGUGCCCGGUUAAAACGUUAAAGAAUUAUCUCUCACAUCUAAAUCCCGCUUCAGAUGUGCUAUUCCAGCGGCCAAAAGAUGGCCAGCAAUCGCAAUUCAAGCCUGAAGACGUGGUGUGGUAUUCGCUGUCUCCCAUUGGAAGAACCGUGCUAAACUCUUUCAUGAAAGAGAUGAGUAAGCGGGCAGGAAUUGUCCCGCAUCUCACAAACUAUUGCCUGAGGACAACGUCGUUUGCUCUUCUGUCGCACAGAAUGUUUAAAAAGGUCGAAUCUCGUAACACUGAAAAACCAACCUCGGAGGAACUACAACAAAAGUCUGCCCAGCUGAGCAGUUUUGUGGGGAUCGAUGAAGCACCUCUGGGUGUCCCUCUUGGUAGCUCCGUCCCUGGUGAAAGAGUUAUUGGCACCAUGGUCGAGAUAGAACAACAGCAGCAGGCCAGCGGUGAAAUUGUCUUGCAGGUUCGUAAAAUCCCAGUUCUGUUGAAAAACAACCAAUCUGUCGCAGUGGCCAACAUCCCUGCGGCAAGCAAUCUGGCGCAAGCUUCACAAGUCGCUCAAACAACCUUGCUUCCCAAGUACAAUUCUUACAACUGUGAUGUCCAGAUAAAGCCCAAAUAAUGUUCUUCGAAUAAACCGUCGCUUUGUGCGACCUUAAGCGAAUAACAAUUUUUCAAGGUUUUUUUUUUUUUCGCGCUAGACAUAAACAUCAUGUUUGGUCUCUUGUGAAAAUCCCGUGUUUUCCGCUCCACCGUUUGCCGUUUCAGUUUUCGGUGAAAGUGAUUAUCCGUUAAUAUUUGUUAUUCUCUGGUUUUUGGUAAAAGUAGUUAUAUAACGAUUGUUUUGAACUUUUUAUUUUAAUUUAUGAUUCAUUUAUUUAAUCAUUCGCGGAAGGCCUGACCUCGAACGCUUUGCUUAUUUUAAUCUCACCUUUGCCAGCGCGCGCACUGAAGACUGCCAAGUUCAAUUUAUGUCCGAAUUAUUUCCAAAAAGGGAUUAUGAGAGAUUUGUGAAUGGUGAACUUAAGAUAAUAGGCGAAGGAUUGUAUUAACCAAAUUUUAAGGGUUGUAGUUUUGCUAGAUAGUAAGUUGUCACGAAUUGUUUUGCCGGUUAUCUUAAGUUAACCAUUCAUAAGUAUUGCAGAAUUAUUGAUUAUUUUAGAAUAAUGUUUGACAUCAGCAUCUCUAUCGUUUCGUAGAGACAAUGGGAUAUGUUAACGACCUUCGCAAUAUAACAAAAAACCCUCGAAAAGGUAUAUUUUAAAAUCCGUUGAGUAUGACUUUCAGCAUUUCCAAAUUCCACCCGUUAUUUUGGAAAAAUGAUGUUGCUGUUACGUUUUGUUUAAUCCACGUUCUACAGUCAUGUCUGUCCACAACUUCACAUGACUCGGAAGAAACCCGGUUUCCUUAUUUUACUAGAUCUUUCCUUGGUAUUUAAUAUUGUACGUCACAUUUAAAAGUUAUACAUUCAACUAACAACGAACUAAUAUUUAUGUUAGCCAGUUUGUAAAAUUUUAUUUAUGAUGUCUAGUUUUUAAGAAAAAUUGAUUCUGAAGCACAUUGGAACAAUGCUUUAAGAGCUGAUGACAUUAACUUUCCACACGUCCUUGAGUUUUAAAAGCGAUAUUUCAUUCAAUAUUCAAAUUGUUCGUUUAGUAUCGUCCAUGGUUACAUAUUACAACCUUGAAAAUAUUUAUGUGCUUGUUCAUGUUUCACUAACAGUCAAAGGGAUGGACCAUUUGACUUUUGAGAGAGGGAGGGGUGGGUGAUUUAAGUUGGAAAAAUACAACCUGCAGGCAUUCUUGUACCAGGAAAAAAUUAAUGCGCGCAAACCCUGACGCUCGGUCAGAGAGCCGAAAAACAAGCAUGUUGAACGGGUAAAAAAAUUAUCAUGCAUACACGCACGUGCCGAGAAAACAAAUAAUCGUAUUGCGUGAAAGGGUUAAAAAAAUCGAGCCUGUAACAAAUCACCCGCACAUCCCCUCUCCCUCUUCAAAGCCAAAUAGUCCCCCCCUCCCCUAAACAUGAAUUAUGUCAAUGAGGCCGAAUCGAAAUGUUGACAUUCAUCUGUUUUGCUGUGAGAGCUUCUUGAAAGAAGCGAAUUCACAAAUUGUAUCCUGGUCGAAAUAAGUCGGACAGGAUAUUGCCAAACUGCCACUCGUCCAGUUGUUCAAAAGUUAAACCAGGUUUCGCUGAACAACAAACAGCUGCAGUAACCACAUAUUGUUAUCAAAUCCACAAAUAAACUAUCGACUUCCAUUCUAGAACGGCUUCGCUUUAUCGACGUUUAUCCAAUGGAGGUUAGUUACCGUUGCUUGAGAAAAUGGAAUAAAAUUGGUGAUACUAAAUAGCAUCAUUUACGUAUUUAUUUGAAAUUCAGUGAUCUCUCCCUAUCUAUGAAGGUGUCAAACAUUUCAGUAAAGUAUGACAUUUUCUGUUCUUGACAGCAACUUUACACUGCAUGAGAGUUCCGGAAGAAUCCUUACUUUCAAACCAUGAUUGCAGUUUUACCUUGCAUGAAACCUCAAACGAAUAGUGAGAGAACAGGAAUACCAUGACGUAUGAAAAACGCUCAUCGUACAUCACCCCUUUCAGGCCGCGUCCACACUACGCCAGAGAAAUUUGGAAACGGAGAUUUAUUUCUACGGCUAGGCCUACCGUCGACACUAA
Molecule: messenger RNA, 3949 nt
Organism: Orbicella faveolata
Lineage: Eukaryota; Metazoa; Cnidaria; Anthozoa; Scleractinia; Merulinidae
Source: RefSeq, a predicted model, not a curated record